AUGGCACCCAGCGUAAUUGUCGUCGGCGGAGGCCUGUCUGGUCUCAGCGCUGCGCACACCAUUUACCUUGCCGGUGGAAACGUCGUUGUCCUUGACAAGCAGGCUUUCUUCGGCGGUAACUCUACCAAGGCCACCUCUGGUAUCAACGGUGCCCUCACCCGUACCCAGGUCGACCACGGCAUCCCCGAUAGUGUCAAGCAGUUCUACGAUGACACCCUCAAGUCCGCGCGAGACAAGGCCAGGCCCGAUCUCAUCAAGGUCUUGACUUACAAGUCCGCGGCUGCCGUCGAGUGGCUCCAGGAUGUCUUCAACCUCGACCUCACCCUCGUCUCCCGUCUGGGUGGUCACUCCCAGCCCCGUACCCACCGUGGUCACGAUGCCAAGUUCCCCGGUAUGGCUAUCACUUAUGCCCUCAUGCAGCGCCUCGAGGAGCUGGCCGAGUCCGAGCCCGAUCGCGUCAAGAUUGUACUGAAGGCCCGCGUCACAUCCCUGAACAAGUCGGGCAACUUGGUCACCGGCGUGACCUAUGAGCACAACGGCGAGAGCCAAACCGUCGAUGGACCCGUCAUCCUCGCCACCGGUGGUUAUGCCGCCGACUUUGGAGAGGACUCGCUCCUCGAGAAGCACAGGCCUGACACCAUUGGUCUCGCCACCACCAACGGUAGCCACGCCACCGGCGAUGGCCAGAAGAUGGUCAUGGCCAUUGGCGGCAACGGUAUCGACAUGGACAAGGUCCAGGUCCACCCCACUGGUCUUGUUGACCCCAAGGACCCCGAUGCCAAGACCAAGUUCUUGGCCGCUGAGGCUCUUCGUGGCGAGGGAGGUCUCCUCCUCAACGCCGACGGCGACCGAUUCUGCGAUGAGCUCGGCCACCGUGACUACGUCUCGGGCAUGAUGUGGAAGGAGAAGGACAAGAACAAGUUCCCCAUCCGCCUCGUCCUCAACUCCAAGGCCUCCACUGUCCUCGAUUUCCACACCCGUCACUACUCCGGCCGUGGCCUCAUGAAGAAGAUGUCCGGCAAGGAGCUCGCCAAGGAGAUUGGCUGCAGCCCCGACCACCUCCAGAAGACCUUCACCACCUACAACUCCAUCGCCGAUGGCAAGCAAAAGGACCCCUGGAACAAGCGAUUCUUCCACAACACCCCCUUCGACAUCAACGACACCUUCCACGUCUCGCUCAUGGAGCCCGUUCUCCACUUCACCAUGGGUGGCGUUGAGAUCAACGACAAGUCCCAGGUCCUCAACCAGGAGGGCAAGCCCUUCGACGGCCUCUUCGCCUGCGGCGAGAUUGCCGGUGGUGUCCACGGCGCAAACCGCCUUGGUGGCUCUUCCCUCCUCGGCUGUGUAGUCUAUGGCCGUGUCGCCGGUGACUCGGCGAGCAACUACCUCUUCCAGAAGGUGCUCAGCGGUGCUUCGUCUGGCGCCGCCCAGAGGCUGGGCCAGAUCUCCCUCCAUAUCGACCCCUCGCAGCCCGGAAAGGUCACGGUCGACUGGAACGCCCGCGGCGGCCCCGCCGGAGCGACCACCUCCACUGGUGGGGCCGAGAAGUCGGGUAAGAGCCCCAAAGCUUUCGAGAUUCCCGCGAAGGAGUUUUCCAUGGAGGAAAUUGCUAAACACAACACGAAGGAUGAUCUUUGGGUCGCUAUCCUCAACUUCAUGGGAAGAGAUGCGACCGAGGAAUUUGAGAUGCUUCACGAUGAUGAGGUCAUUCCGAAGUACGCGCCGCAGCAAGUGAUUGGAAGGGUGAAGGGUGUCGAACCUACUCUUGAGUUUUAA
Molecule: messenger RNA, 1776 nt
Organism: Parascedosporium putredinis
Lineage: Eukaryota; Fungi; Ascomycota; Sordariomycetes; Microascales; Microascaceae
Source: the annotation of a GenBank genome assembly